AUGUCUAUUCCAGCUUCUGCCCCCAGGCCAGCACAAACUGCCACACAUAGCAGGAAAGGGGGCCUGCGGAACUCUGGCCUUGAAUUUGCCAACUUUACCCAUCUGCGCCUUGGAUCGGCUCUGUUAGAGGUCAUUCUUGCUGGCAGAGACUGCUUGUUGGCUGGAGACUCGUGCUCGAGUGAUGAGACUUGUAGUCCACGUUUGCGGACUCUGCGUCAGUGCGUGGCGGGGAAUGGCAGCAUGAAGCUGGGCCCCGGGGCCAGGAGCCAGUGUGCCAACGCAGUGUCGGCGCUGCUGUCCAGCCCCUUAAAUGGCUGCCAGUGCAAACGAGGCAUGAAGAAGGAGAAGAACUGCCUGAGCAUCUACUGGAGCCUUCACCAGUCCUUCAUACAUGGACUCAACCUGGUGGAGAGUUAUCCCUAUGAGACCGUGCACAGAGAUUACGACUACGUCCGCUUGGCCUCUAUUACAGCUGACUCAGAUGUUGGCAUGACAACUGUGAAUCGCUGCCUGGACGCAGCCAAGGCUUGCAAUGUGGACGACGUGUGCCAGAAGCUCCGCACAGAGUAUGUGUCGGCUUGUAUCAAACCCACUGCCAAGUCGGGCUUGUGCAACCGGCCUAAAUGCAAUAAGGCUCUGCGCCGGUUCUUCGACCGAGUCCCCGCCGACUACACACACGGACUGCUCUUCUGCCCCUGUACGGACACAGCAUGCGCGGAGCGGCGGAGGCAGACUAUUGUUCCCAGUUGCUCUUAUGAAAGCGCAGAAAAACCCAACUGCAUUACACAGAUAAAGAUCUGCAACACUGACUACGUGUGCAGGUCUCGCCUGGCACAGUUCCAGUACGAUUGCGAACCCUCCGAAAUAUCUGCCAAUGGCUGCAAGCAAGGGAACUACGGAGCCUGUCUUCUCGCCUACACAGGGCUCAUAGGAAGCACAAUAACUCCCAACUAUAUCGACAACUCAACUUCCAGCGUGGCUCCAUGGUGCUCCUGCUCGGCCAGCACGAGCCCGAGAGGAGACUGUGAUCACUUCCUGGGAUCCUUCACCACCAACAUCUGUCUCCAAAAUGCUCUUAUGACGUUUGGAAGUGAAUCAGACCAGCAGCCAACUGUCAGCCAGGCCAGCAUGCCGAGCCCUGGGUCCAGCAGCAGAGAAACCAGGAGCACCGCUUCUCCACAAGAAACCAUUGAAACUAUGAGGAACAUUCUGGAUACAAUAAUACCAACACAGGCCCUGGGAAAUGAGCUGCUAGUGGGUCAGUCCACCCUGCCAUCCAACAGCUUCCCAAUCUCUGCUUCACCUCCCAGCUUAAUGCUCCAAGCUGCCCUCUGCCUUCUGCUGUUGCUCUUUCAUCUGCUCAACAAUGGACACUAAAGGCCGCAGGGGAGCGUGCUGAGGACCCUCCUAGCAUCAAGCAGAUGGGAGGACCAUGCAGCUCAAAGGAAAAUGGACCGUGCGGCGUUACUCCUCCCUCUAAAUUUGUACAGCAAUUCUGUUUUUCUAUUUUUGUGUCCGAGUGGUCCAGUUCCACCUGCCAGUGUGCUCUCAGACUGUGGGAGACCUCUGCAGACUGAAGCCAGUCUGUACAUUUGUACAUUGCCGUCGCGAUCAAAUCAAGCUGAAAUGAAUUGUCACUUAUGUGGACUUACGCAACUCUCAGCUAUCGAGCUGUAUCAAUUUUCAAGAGUUAUUAUGAAAAUAUACUGCAGAUAUGUAUGAUACAAAGAUAUGAAGUAUAAAAGUACCUGUGAAGAUUUGUGUUAUCAACAGAAGCUCUUAUUUGAAAUAUUGUACGGGGAACUGGUUGGAGUAAACCGGGGAGCUUUGUGCCUGCUCAGUUUUCAGCAGACAAAGUGAUUGGAAAGCUGCUGGAAGAUACCACUCUCCUCAAUGGACAGAAAGAGAACCAUUAUUUCUGAUCAAUACUGCGAUAGUGGGGAGGCAGAGGGACAGAAGAACUCAAUUUUGCUCAGACAACAGGAAGAAAUGCCAUGUUUCUUACAUGUCCAGCAGCACUAUCUAGAACAAAAACUACCAGAGUACACAAGAAAAACCUUGGCAUAAUAAUCGUCCUAUCAAUCAACUAUCUCACAACAUCUGAUGUGAUAUUGCUAAAGCUACAGUAUCUGUUAAACAGUCCUUGGUCUCUAUCUGCAAAGACAAGCUCUUGGACUUGAUGCAGUAACGUAGCUGCUAUACUAUGUGUUUGUGAGCGUAAUACCCUUUUAUUUCUCAAUGUGUCCGUGAACAUUGCUCUACUGGGCUCUGAGUGUUUGUGCCAGAAAGGAAAGUAAAUGGUUGGACUUACUGAGCGUUGCCAACUCCAGUACGGAGACCGUGUGAGAAAAGACAGUGAUGAAUGAUUCAGUAUUUUCUGUUCAAGGAACGUGACGGUGAAUUCUAAACAGCAGCAGAGGUACUGCAAAUAAAAAGAUCUCAGAUAAUUAUGUUUACAAAUUAGCAUCAUUUCACUUUUUUACUAAUGACAAAUGCUUUUUUUGAUGCUGUUGAAUUAAGGUUGCUGGGGAUACAGAGGCAACACAACUGGAAGACAUUGUUUACCUAAACUACCACUCCUCAGAUGACUUUCGUAGCACUCUAGGGCACAUUAUUUGAAAUGGGAAUUAAACAGGAUUUAAAGCAUUAUCCAGUUCUAUUUGUGACCUAUAGUCUUCUCAAAAACCAAUCUGAAUAAAAGCCCAUCAGCCGCCUCACUUCAAAGAGCUACUAGACUUAUUUCUUGGUUUCUUAAAGGCAAAUAAAAAAUCCAUGUCAACCCUUAAGGUAUUUCCGCAUACUAAUUUACAAGUACUAUUUGUUAAUUUAUCCCUCAUCUGACAACUUGAACAAUUUUAUCCCUACUUUAAUCCAUACCAAAGACAAACAGGCAGUUUUCUGUAGUAUAGAUUAAAGCAGUGCUCCAAUUACUAAAAUAAAUACCAAAAUCAAUGACAAAAGCAGCACAGUGUGCAAUAAAAAGCUGUCUGAUGACCUGUUUCAGUUUAUAUACUCAGAAGGAAAAGGAUGACUUUAGUGGCUGAUUUCUGCAGGCAAUCCCACUUAACCCUCCACUGUUUUAUUGUUUAAAUCUUGCCUUUAGUUUGCUGAAUACAGACAAUUAACAUUACUUAACUCACAACAGGCACCAUAAUUAAGCCCUGGUGGUAAAACACGAUGAAGUAAUUAUGUUAAUAAUUAGUGUUGUCGAUGCAGAGCCUAACUGCACUGUAGAGGGGCUAGAGCGUGUGUCAGAUGGGAAGAGGAAAAGAUUCUGCAAGUGGUCCAGUGUAAAAAUGCAAAAAACGCAAUUGAAAUACACCUUUUUUUUUUAAACAACAGUAGCUCAAGGCACCAUUUUUUUUACUGCAUCCCCUUACAACUUGAAUAGAUUUAGGACUACUUUAAAAACGUUUUCAGUACUUUUUCUUUGUCACUCACAUUUGCUGUUAAUCUAUUGUAAAAGUAAUUAUUUGGAAACAUUGCUAUUUCAAACCUAAAAAGUAUAAUUGAUGCCAAUAAUUAUGGAUAAAAUAUCUUAAGCUGUAUAUACGCUGGAAUAUACCCCAAAAUAUGUUCACAUUGUUAUCAGCUGUCAGGCGAGAGACCAUGAUGCAAUGCUAUAAAAUGACACCAACUCUAACCAGGGGCCAGUUUUGCAGACAACCUCCCCAAGACGGAGAGUGUCGCGCACUGGGCAGUGAGACUGACCCCCAGUCAGCGGCUGAUGUAACUCGUGCAGACAUCCCAAACCCCCACUCUAAGGUUUUUGGCCAAAAAUAUUGGAAAACAUUUAACAAAUAGGCCAUAUCAAAGGAGGUUGUGUUGACCUAACUGUGAAGCUGGUGUGAAUGU
Notothenia coriiceps (black rockcod) is the source of this 3855-nucleotide messenger RNA. RefSeq names its product GDNF family receptor alpha 4b (gene gfra4b). The transcript is spliced from 8 exons. Bases 1 to 1377 code for a protein of 458 amino acids. Gene Ontology annotation, biological process: nervous system development. Gene Ontology annotation, molecular function: signaling receptor activity. The record is from RefSeq and is a predicted model, not a curated record. Gene Ontology annotation, cellular component: external side of plasma membrane; signaling receptor complex. NCBI's taxonomy places the organism in Eukaryota, Metazoa, Chordata, Actinopteri, Perciformes, Nototheniidae.